GCUGCUGUAGCAGUCUGGCUGACACUUUGUGCAGGGAGUAAGGUUUUGCUUUUGGAGAAGGAACACAUGAAUCCACUCCCCACCCCCAGAAAUCCUAGAACUGACAAUGUAACUAAGACUUUGAAGAUUCAAAAUUAUACUUUUUUGUUUGGUUUACAAUAAAAAUUAACUUUUCCUUUUUUGAAAGUCUAAAGACGUUUAAAUUAAACAUCUAUUAAGAAGUGAUAAGGAAAAAUCAGUUUUCUCCUCUUAAAGUGGUUUCACUGUUUUGGUUUUCAUCUAUCUGAAGACACUUGAGAGAUUUGUGUGGUUUUGUGUUAUUUUUAUUUCUGCAAAAGAAGUCAGAUGCCUGGAGAGAAUAGCUAAAUAGAAGAUGCUGCUGAAGGUGUCCAGAGUCUGGAUUUAUCUGCUUCUUCAGUUUCUCAUAGCUGUCUCUUUGUGUCAUUUGAAAAAUGUGCCUGCUGGUUCCCAACACAGCUUCAAAAACGGUCUCUUCAACUUUUAUCAUUCCCUGAUUCUUGCAGAUGGCAAAGAAACAACAAUCCACUUGUUGAAGGACAUACCUAAAAGGUACUAUUUCAUUCUGAGGGAAGACAGAGCCCCUAUUCCUUUCACAGUGACUGUGACUCCCUGUGAUGUUCCCAUUGAAUGGAGCAUACUGGUACACAAAACUUCAACAAAUUUCCUUGGGAAACCAGCACAUGGUAAUUAUGACACUCAAGACAUCUCAAAAUUUCAAAAGAUCCCAAACUCAGUGUCCACUAUUUUUAAUUAUAAAGGAAAUUCUGUGGAAACUUAUGUGGGUGUGCCUUCUUUUUCUGCCAUCUACCUGAUAGAGUUCCUAUCAACUGAGAGAGACACACACAUUACAGUGUACUUAACAUCUGACAUAACAUCUGGGCAUCUUUACCCAGAACUCCCAAUGGAUCCACGUAUAGAUGUGGUUGGUGUUGGACAUACAAUUGUGACUCUAGCUUGGAAACAUAGCCCAUCAGUACUGCAGCAUAAAGAAAACAUCCAGUACUGUCUUCUAGUUAAUGAAAAGCACAACUACAAGAGCUUAUGUGCGGCAGAGACAGCUAUCAGAUCAUCUGGGAUAAAAUUGCCACCAACAUUAGCUCUGUCUCUCUCUCCAGAUCUUCUAGAUCCUCAACAGGUAAUGAUACUGUCCAAGCAAGAAUUAAGUGUCAUCAACAAGCUCAAUAAUGGGGAAGUCAGGCAGAUAUGCAUGGGCACCAUGAACCACCAUACAGUGACCAACCUUAGUCCCAGCACACAGUAUUACUUCGAUAUUUUUGUGGUCAACCUCCUCACCAAUGCCAGUGCUGCCUACAUUGGAACAUUUGCAAGAACACUUGAGGAACCUGAUCCUAAAGUUACUGAGCUGAAGGAUGGGAAGAUAAUUCACCUCACCCUGGACAAGAAAAACUGGAAGUUCUACAAUUUGCAAUAUCAAGCUAGACACAAGAGAGUCCAAUUUACCUUUCAGUCUUGUAGUGGCCAAAUAUCGGUUCAGAUAACAAGGAACCAUAAAAUAGUGGCAUCAGAAAACUUUGCAGGCCUGAAACUUUUUUCACUGAAAGGAAAACUAAUGGACACAUAUUUGGUACAAGUGAGGUCAGUGGAACAGUCUAAUACCUCUGUGAAAGUUCAAGUAUCCUCUCACUUCUAUAAGCCCUUAUUCUCAGGUCUUCCAGAUAGUUUAAAAAUUAAGUCCUUUAGUAAGCUGAGAACCUGCAAUUCUGUUACCAUUGCCUGGCUGGGAACACAAGAGCAGAGCAAGUACUGUGUGUACAAGAAAAGGAUUGAAAAGGAUCAAGUCUGGACAGAGGUGAGGAGUACAGACAGGUGCUCAGGACCAGAAUCCAGGAACAAAUAUGAGAAAGUGCUGUGCAAAUAUUUCUAUGACAGAAAUCUACAAAGAGCAGUUACCACAGAGACCAUCAAAGGGCUGGAUGCAGGGACUCUUUACUUGUUUGAUGUUUACCUAUUUGGACCUUCUGGGAUUCCAGUUAAGUAUCACAGUAGAGUGGUGAAAACCAGGAAAAAAUGUUGAGGGUCCUUCAAGAAAUGUGUGGUAGAUGAAUGCAGAGGAGAACAGCACAACCAUUUCCAAUGGUCUAUGCAGUUCAAAAUAUGAUAGAGCACAGAAAACAAUUCUUAAAGCUGGAAGAUUUGUCAGGAAAUAAUUGUUUCAGCUGUCUAGAGAAUAAGGCUUGCACUUGCAUCUUAUUUCCUAUAUAAGCUUCUCAUCAAAAACAGUACUCUCAACUAAAUACAAUCAAAACAUGCAUACAAGGAGCUCACCUUGGAAACUGCAAGAAAUCAACUGGAAAGACAUGAACUAAAAUAGAUCUGAAAUCAAAUAAUACAUGUUAUUAAAUGUCUUUCAAAGAACAGUCACCCGUUACAUUAGAAUACCACACUGUUUCCACUUUGUGUACCACAUUGCUGUUCAUGAGGUACUGAGAAAUCCAGCCAGACAUACUGUUUUUGACAGAUUGACUUGUCCCUCCUAGCUGAGAUGUAUGCUCAUGAGAUUGAAUUGACAUCUGAGUGGUAUUGCUUCAGAACAUUAUUAGACACAAAGAUACCAGGUUGCUAUCAGCCCCAUGUUCUAGUCUAGUGUGACAGACAGGAGACUCCCCAAAAUAGCAGUUGUCCAUUAUCUGCAUGCUUGCUUUGCAUAGAAGUUGAUUAGUUUUAAAGAUAAAUUUGAUUCACAAAGUUUGGGCCUGGCAGUGGAUCUGUAUCAGAGUCUCCUUGUUUCAAAACAGUUUUCUGUUUAUGUCCAUAUGGAGAAGGAUUUCAGCAUGGAAUUUUGCAGAAAGGGAAAGAUUUUGAUCUGCAGUACUAGGGUGAAUGCCCAUUUCCAUUCUCGUUUGUCUUUAUUUAUACUGUACGUUUCUUGUAUACACACUGGUGGCAUGGAAACAUUUCAGCUGCAGAUGCUAACACUGCAUAUAUCUGCCAUGUAUUUGUCUAUUGACAUUUAAGAUAUUUUUUAUUUUGGCAAAUAGCAAACUGACAUAAUGCUGCUCUAAAUGAAUCUUCUUUAGUGCUUCAAUACAUACAGUAUUUCCUGCAGUAAGAUAGGAAAAGCUGAAAAUAUUAUCACUAAUCCCUUUCCAUCUCUAAAGAGGAAUUUCCUGACCCCUUCAAAUGACCAGACCCAUACAAUUUGUUGCCUGGAUUAUUUUAAUCUUAUCAAAGAACAUAUCUGAAUGGGAUCCGCCAAACCCUUCAAACCACUGCAAAGCUUUUCUCAGAGAAUAUACUGGGUCUUUACAUGUGUUUUUUCUUUAUGGUAGUAUGUGUUAGACCCUGAUUCCAUGUGGUGCCCAACGACUAGGGAGAUGACAAUCCAAUUGCUCAUGGAUCCUGCUACUCAUUAGCCAGAGCAAGCAGGGAGCAAACACCAGCACACAUAGCUUGCAACAGCUUUAUUCAGAAUGGAGACAGCUUUGGGAGAGCUCCCUCACAGACACACAGCCUGUGAAAAUGGGGAGCAGCCUUGAACAUUAGUUCUUUUGACAUUUUAUACACCGUGGUUCAUGCUUAUUAACAUUUACUCUGCCUUGGUCCCUCCUUUGGUUCCACCCAUAUCUCCUCCUCUCUCAAGCUCUGCCUCUGUUUACUGUUUACUUCAUUAACAUGCAAUUGCCUAUGCAUUUAAUUCAUUUACAUGCCUCUCUGCUAAGAGCGCAUGCUCAAGACUUUGACCCCGGCUUCCUCUGGUCACUUGCUGAUUCUUUCUGGUGUCUUGUUAACUCCUUCUUUAUCUCCAAGGUCUUGCUUCUGCUUUAUCUCCUGACAAUAGCUGGUGGGCUGCAUCUUGUUCUUCUUACAUCAUAUAUCCUACACACUAGCCCAUUGUUAGGAAGCUGCUUGCCUAAGCAUUUGCAAAGUUACUUUUAAUAUAUCAUCCUGCCUUGUGACCAGCAGCUCUGCUGAGACACAUAAAAGCCUUAUUCAGCUGGAAAUCCAGUGCUCCCCAAGAUGCAAAUAUUGUCACCCUAACAGUAUGGAUAAAAAAUCUAAAGGAAAGCCUGAUAAACAGAUGUGUUUGUCUCAGUUUCUGUGCUUAUCCAGUUUAAAUGCUAGAAAAAGUAAACCAUAAGAGAUUUUUGAAGGGAAAAUAUCAUUCAGAAAAAAAAAUAUUCAUUUGCAAAUAUGCUCAGUCUCACCUACCACCAGAACGGAUUUCAAACUCGAACUCUUGGAAUAUCUACAUUUUAAAUACAGAGAAGCUUACUUAACACACUUAAAGACCUGGAUAUUACUACAGAAAAAUGAUCUCUGUUUGCUUUUUCUCUGAAAUUAAGCAAAGCAAAGGUAUUAAAAUCCAUAGCAUAUUAAUGUAUCAAAAAUUUCACAUAAUAGAAUUUCCUUUAUAUUAAAGGAGCAUCAAGAUUUCUACUUACUGUUAAUUAUUACUUAUAUUAUAAUAAUGCUCUAAGAAGUCAGUGAUGCUCCACUGUAUUGGAUGAUACGCAAAUGUAUUGCAUAAGACAGUUCCUUCCCUGAAGAGUUUACAACUAGAUAAUUGUUGGCACUGGAUUUAUGACCCAGUCUUGAUACCUUGUUCCAGGAGGGCCCAAAUCCUCAGACCAACCCUGACUUCUUCCAUUUGACAGUAGGCAAAUGUUAUUGCUACACAGUAAUAGGAGAUAAGAGUAAUGCAGACAAGUUAACAAAAUAACACUCCCCCUUCCCAAUUAUCUACCCAUUCCAGGGUUCCACAGAGGGAUGGUAUGCCUAGCCAGUACAUGAGCACCACCCUGUGGUUCUUUGCCUGAAUGUCAGAUAUCAACAGUCUUGGAGGUUGAGGGCCAAUGUCCACCUUUCCCUCUCCCACACAGUGGGGUGAACAAGACAGGCCAGUAGUGUACUGUGUGCCCAGGGUGGCCUCAGGAUCCCCCUGAUGCUCUGAAAAUCCCUCCUUUUGUAUUCUUCUCCUGAUGACCCUUCAUUUCCAGGCAUCAUUGAUUGGUUUCCCUGUGGUCACCAUACUGUCCAUGUUCUGUUCUGUCAGCAUAAUUCUUUGUUCCCACAAACACAUCACAUGCAUACAUUUUAAUUUGUUCAUUUAUCAGCAUCUUAAUUUGGGCAUCCCUGGCCUCCUAAUGUGGUGAGUCCACCAAAACCAGAAAUCCAAGGGGUUUUGCAGUUGGUCACUGUGAUGUAAUGCCAAUGCUACAGGGUCCCUUAUCUCUUGUUAUGGGUUUUCAGGGAAAAAUGCAUGUUUUCAAUUUCCCAAGAUGUAUGUGCCUGCUUGUCUGCUAGCUUCAGACAGAGUGUCUACUGAAAGACUGAGAAUGUGAAAUUUUGUCACAGGCAGACUUUUAUAAACCAAUUACCUUUUGC
Messenger RNA from Alligator mississippiensis (American alligator), 5367 nucleotides. RefSeq names its product protein NDNF. Gene Ontology annotation, molecular function: protein binding. The transcript is spliced from 4 exons. The record is from RefSeq and is a predicted model, not a curated record. Gene Ontology annotation, biological process: extracellular matrix organization. NCBI's taxonomy places the organism in Eukaryota, Metazoa, Chordata, Crocodylia, Alligatoridae. The coding region runs from base 374 to 2056 and encodes 560 amino acids.